Messenger RNA from Colletotrichum karsti, 603 nucleotides. RefSeq lists its product as uncharacterized. The transcript has a single exon. NCBI's taxonomy places the organism in Eukaryota, Fungi, Ascomycota, Sordariomycetes, Glomerellales, Glomerellaceae. The coding region runs from base 1 to 603 and encodes 200 amino acids. The record is from RefSeq and is a predicted model, not a curated record.
AUGCGAUACCCGUACAGCGAAUGCAGAGAGUAUCCGGAACCGCGAAUCAUACAAGUAUCACGGCCAGACUCCUACGAUGAACAAAGUGUUCUCGAACCGUACAUCUACCAGCCACGAAGCCCGUCACCUGAGCGCCGCCGCUCUCAUUCACCUGCGUCGCCCAUCAUCCUCCAUGCUCAAGAACCUUCGGAAGAAGAUCUCAUCAAAAUAGUCCGCCAGAAUCCAGCCCGGGUCGUGGAGAGCGCCGAAGAGAUGACGCAUAGCGUCAGAAAAGCCCGCUUGAUCUUGUACCAUGCACAGAGAGCGAUCAGGCUCCGCGGUGACGAGAGGGAUGCAUACGACCGCGAGGUCGUCCGACUGGACAAAGCUUUGGGGAGAUUGGAGAGCCAUCUACGACGCCCGAGACCCGAGAUCCGGUACCCUUCGACGCGGGCGGUCCUGCUCCGUCUCGAUAUGGACUUCCGGGGCGACGUCAUUGAACCGUUGAAGGCGGCCUUGUAUGACCGGAGCCAGCCCGACUUCUCGGCCCUGAGACACACGGUCAACCAGAUGAGAUGCGCGUACAAGGAGAUUUGGAACUCGCUGGAGCGCAUGGCUUGUUAG